Harpia harpyja (harpy eagle) is the source of this 1647-nucleotide messenger RNA. It is a transcript of the gene P2RX3, whose product is annotated as purinergic receptor P2X 3. The transcript has 12 exons. Lineage: Eukaryota; Metazoa; Chordata; Aves; Accipitriformes; Accipitridae. Gene Ontology annotation, molecular function: extracellularly ATP-gated monoatomic cation channel activity; purinergic nucleotide receptor activity; ATP binding. Gene Ontology annotation, cellular component: plasma membrane; nuclear inner membrane. Gene Ontology annotation, biological process: response to ATP; monoatomic cation transmembrane transport. The coding region runs from base 67 to 1293 and encodes 408 amino acids. The record is from RefSeq and is a predicted model, not a curated record.
CGCUCCCGCCCUGCCCGCAUCGCCCCUCGCUGCCGGUACCCUGCCCGCUCCUGCCCUGCCCUGCCCAUGCCCCCCCCGCGCCCCGGCACCCGCUGGGUGACCGACUUCUUCUCCUACGAGACCACCAAGUCGGUGGUGGUGAAGAGCUGGGUGGUGGGGGCCGUCAACCGCGGCGUGCAGCUCCUCAUCCUCGCUUACUUCAUCGGCUGGGUCUUCCUCCAUGAGAAAGCCUACCAGGUGCGGGACACCGUCAUCGAGUCCUCGGUGGUGACCAAGGUCAAGGGCAUCGGGCGCUAUGCCGGCCGGGUGCUGGAUACGGCCGACUAUGUCACCCCCCACCAGGGCACCUCGGUGUUCGUGGUGGUCACCAAGCAGAUCCUGACGGAGAACCAGGCGCAGGGCGUCUGCCCGGAGAGCGAAGCCGAGUACCGCUGCACGGCUGACCGCGACUGCCAGGGGAAGAGCCCCACCACGGGCAGCGGGCUGCUGACGGGGCGCUGCGUCCCCUACAACGGGACCCUGCGCACCUGCGAGAUCCAGGGCUGGUGCCCGCCGGAGGUGGACACCGUCGAUGUACCCGUCAUGCUGGAGGCCGAAAACUUUACCCUCUUCAUCAAGAACAGCAUCCGCUUCCCGCUCUUUGGCUUUGAGAAGGCCAACCUGCCGCCCCCCGGCAGCGGGGGGGAGCUGGGGCGCUGCCGGUUCCACCCCGAGCAGCAGCCCCUCUGCCCCAUCCUGCGGCUGGGGGACGUGGUGCGCCUCGCCGGGCAGGACUUCCCCACGCUGGCCUCCACCGGGGGGGUGCUGGGCAUCAAGAUCGGGUGGGUGUGCGACCUGGACCGCGCCUGGGAGCGCUGCCUGCCCCGCUACUCCUUCACCCGCCUGGAUGGCCUUGCCCGACCCCCCGCCCCAGCCCCCGGCUACAACUUCAGGCACGCCAGGUACUACCGCUGGCCGGACGGCACCGAGCGCCGCACCCUCACCAAGGCCUUCGGCAUCCGCUUUGACGUCCUGGUGUACGGCAAUGCUGGGAAGUUUGGCAUCGUCCCCACCCUCAUCAACACGGUGGCAGCUUUCACCUCUAUCGGCGUGGGCACAGUGCUGUGCGAUAUCAUCCUGCUCAACUUCCUGAAGGGAGCCGAGCACUACAAGGCCCGCAAGUUCGAGGAGGUGCCAGAGGCUGGCGUGCCCGUGCCCCCCACCAGCCCCAUGGCGUGUCCCCCCGGGGCGCUGGGGGGCUGCAGUCGAGACAAGCAGUCCACCGACUCGGGCACCUUCUCCCUCGGCCUCUAGCUCUGGGCGCCAUGGGGCAGCCCCCCACCUGCCCCCCACUGUGGGACAGCCCCCUGCCUGCACCCGGCCGGGGGGGCCCCCGCACCCUCCCCGCCCCAGCCCCCCCAAUGGCUGGCACAGCCUUUCCCACACUGGCAGUGGGACAGGGCACAGGGGGCAUACGGGGCAGUGGGUGACGCUGGUGCCCGUGGGGCAGGGGGGGGCCGUGGGGACGACAUCGGGGCUGCGGUGGUGGCAGCAGGAGCACAGGGGACAGGGCACAGGGUGGCACUGGGGAUGGCGGCGGGACAGUGGGGGCACAGGGUGGCUGAGGGGGGAGGAUGGAGGUGAGGAACAUAGGGUGGCCCCGGGGGU